Pocillopora meandrina is the source of this 11343-nucleotide messenger RNA. NCBI's taxonomy places the organism in Eukaryota, Metazoa, Cnidaria, Anthozoa, Scleractinia, Pocilloporidae. The record is from the annotation of a GenBank genome assembly.
AUGGCGGCUACCGCACCAACAGGUGCAUCACAUGAAGUCCUUCAUACAACUCACAAGAAAGCAAACUUCCAGCGGAUUGCGAGACUAUUAGUGGCUGGAGGCACAGCCCUAAUGCGAGAAAUAUUUGAUCAGUAUUUCAACACACCGCUUCAGUUUCAUCUCAAGCUAAACGUUCCUUUCGUUAAGAACAAGAUUAAGAGGGCAAAACUUACCAAGCCACAAAUGGACUGCCUUUAUCCAAAAACUGGAACAUGUAAUAAAAAUUCGAAAGACUUCGACAUCAGCCUCCUUCACAAACUAUUUAAAACAAUUUGUAACCUUAAUCCAUCAGCAUCUGGGUGGGAUGCCUUUCCACCACCAACAGACCACUCUAAAGCUGCCGAUUUGACAAGAAUUAAACAAUACCGCAACAAAAUUUUCCAUGACUACUCUGACAUGGAAAUGGAUGACACCGAGUUUAAUUCGCUAUGGAACGACAUUCGGGAGGCCCUUUUGAGAGUAGCACGCUCGAUUAGUCCUUCAACUAGAAGUGCAUGGGAAAGAGCGAUUGAAAAAUUAUAUACAGCUCCGCUAACGCCUGAGGAUGAGAGUAAAGUUAGAGAGUUGAAAAAAAUGUACGAAAAUGAAGUAAGAAGCAAAGAGGAAAUAAAGAAUAUUGAAAAGGCUCUUCAAGUGGGACUUGAUAGUGUACACCAGGCCAUUAAAAGGACUGGUGAUGAUGUUCACCAGGCGAUGCAAAAAGGUUUCAGCGGUUUACAUCACGCCAUCAAAGAGACCAUGAUGAAAAACGUUCAUGCCAUCGUCGAAAAGGAGAAUGAUUCAGGGACAUCACCGCAGUUAACAGAGAGCGCUCUCGUCGGAAGGGCGCAAAAUGGUAACUUCCCAGCUAAGGGAUGGGCACCUGCACUAAACAAGCCAUCUACAUUAGGCACUGAUCCACAUUUACCCGAAGCAGGACUAUCGACUCCACCAGAAAGAAUGUUAACGGCGACAUUAACCCCAAGUGAGUUCAUAAAGGCCAAUUGUCCUUAAAACACAUGUAUUACUGUAUUACACGUUUGAUUUUCGAAUUCUUAAAUUAACUAAGUCGAUACAGGGUACCCCUCUUGCAAAAAUUUUUCCCGAUUACCAUCAAAUAAUUCAUUUAUGUAACAUUUUCUGUGUUAAGAUUCCCGAGAAAUUGCAAAAUUCAAGCAAUUUCUGCUCAAAGAAGUCAAAGAUGCACCAUCCAUUUUACGGUUAAAUUUAGACUGGCUAGAGGGUUUUUCCUGCACAAUUGAUAGCAGGAACUUCAGAUUUUGUAAUUUUGGCAGUUGGCGCUUUUCUUGGUAAUCUUUAAGAUCCGCUCCACAUGUAUAGAUCCCUGAAACACACGAAUAUUUUAUAAAGCACGAAUAUUUUACAAAACUACUCCUGAAAGACCAGGAGUAAGAAUAUGACAUGGAUUACCUUAUGAAUAUCGCCGGGGAUCCAGAUUUUUGGUUUUAUUUACCCUCCCUUGUUCAUAUUAACUUGCAUUUUACUUUACACGCCCCAAAUUAAAACAUUAUAAGAAUACAAAGUAAAAAGAUGGUGCUUCUUAGAGAAGGUUUCACAAUCAUAACCUAUUGAUAAAAAUAAUAUAUAUGUCUAGUAUCAUUCUCUAUUUUCUUUUUCAUCUUAAAGUUACUGGUUCAGGAUCACGACAGUUACAAGAAGUAGACAAAGUACGGGACUUAGGAGAGCUUUGCAAGAUUGCAGCUGCUGUUGGUGUGAAAACAGAAAAUCUCGAAACAAUAAAAGAAAUACAGGAAAAACUUCAUGAACACAUCGAAGAAAAACGUCAGGAAUCGAGGAAGGCAAGUUUAGUCGAGUGAUAUGUGGGACUGUCCAUGUAUGAUGACCUUCCAUCACAAAAUGACGGUAUUAAAUAAAGAUAAAAUAGGACGUCUCAUCUUCUUUGUUUCAAACCUUCGCGUUGUAUCUUAACGACAAAACAGUCAUUAUGUAUCAAAGACAUUUAAGGUGUAACAAGGAAUUGACAGCUACGAGAACAGAGUGUUCGACGCUGGCUUUUUCCCAUUGUUUUCUUCUUUCCACACGUAUUUCCUACAUGUAUCUAUUGCCAGUCUAUGUUUAACAAUUGGUUCAUACGUCACCGUGCGUUCAUGGCAUAUGAAGCACGCGGGAAGUUUGGAGAGUACGAAGCUUCUACCUUCUUGAGUGCUCUCCAAACUUCCCAAGUGCUUCAUAUCUCGAUGAACGCACAGCUGACGUAUGGACCAAUUGUUUUAUAACAUUUUCAACCCGAUGGAAAAUUUUUUCUCUCAAAGGAUUUGUUUGCCUAAGUCAUGAGCGUGCACAAUAGUAAUAUGAAGCACGCUCGUGCAAUUGAAUUUGAUUAGACAAAUUUACUAGCUAUGCCAUAAUCAUAUAUGAUUUAUAAAGAGAAGACUUACGAAUGCAUGAAGCUAUUUUCUCGGUUGCAUUUUAAAGUAAACUUUACCAAAUUUAAGCAUUUUUUAUCGUCAAUAUUAUUUAUAAUUUAUUUUCUCAUUUAUUAUACUUAUAUUCUACUUAGGAGAAGGCGUGGGAAUUAAGUUGUUUUGUAGUUGGAAUUUAAUCUAAAUACUUAUUAUUAUCAAUAUCAUUAAUAUUUGUUUAUUAAUUUAUCACAAUUAGGAUCUAGAUUAAAAGAAAAAAUGUAAAACGUAUGGAAAUAUACCUUAAAAUGUGUUAUUUUGUUGUCUUUUACAUCGAGACGUUUUGAUUUCAAUUUUUCCUUUUAGACGUUUGAAGUGAUCUCCGAAGCUGGUAAAGCCGAUGAACACAAACGAAGUGAGCUUCUACGUCUUUACAUUGAAACGAGAGAAAUACUAAACCAGCUCGAUGAUGAAUUCAUAAAUCCUCUUGAAACAAGUUUGGGAGAUAUCAAAACGGCUCUAGAAGAAAACAUCAGAAGUCUUGCGCCAAGGGAUCAGUAUGUGGUGCUUGUUGCAGGUAGGAAUUUAGAGGACUGAGGGAUUUCAUGGAUAUAUUUGUAUAGGCAAAUAUUAGAAUUACAAGUCUUUUCUCUAAGCAUUUCAUGUUUCCACGGAAUUUUUAAUCUUCAGGUGAGACUAGUGCUGGCAAGAGUAGUGUUAUCAACCUAAUACUUGGCGAAGAGAUUUUACCAAGUGCCGUUUUGGGUACAACAUCGACAAUGUUCGAGCUCAAGUAUGAUAAAACCCCCAUGGUUGUCAUACAUUUUAACGAUUCUCGUGAAACUAUGUAUUACAAAUUAGUUGGUCCUAAAGAGUCCUUCCAGGAGCAGAUAAAUAGUCUUGUGAGUGAAAAGAAUGAACGUGGGAGAGUAUCUCCUUACAAGAAGAUCGAGCUGUUUUUGCCGCAUCCGUUGUUCCAGGUUUGUUAUUUUUGAGUACGCCCUAAAUUUGCAAAUCUUAUUUUCUUCUCUCUGAAUUUUUGUGAUUCAUGGUCAAUCAAUAUGACAGCUUCUUCUUUUUGAUCAGUGUUGGAGAGAAGGUGACAGGGUUGAUUCUUUUUCUUUAAAAUCUAUUGCAUUAUUUUAUUUGCAAAGUUACCUUCGAAUAAAUUUGUCUCUCGAACAAGUUAUUUCUAAAAUCAUACCUGGCAAAAAUCAACCGCUUAUCCGUCUCUAGAACGAAGUAAGAGGAACCAAUUGAGAGGAUAUCUACCACACCUUUUGGUUCCAUCCUUCCAACGCAAGAUAUUUCCAAUGCAAAAAAAACAUAUUUCCGUAUUGGAAACAACUGUACCCGAGGCCUUGGAUACCGCCUGAGCCGUAGGCUGAGAUGGGUGCUUGAGACAGAGGGCGCAUUUUUUCCCAAUGCGGACCGACUUGGGAUGGUGAAUGUAGUUUCAAUUUUUUUUUCUUCAACUUAACAAAAGAUUAUAAAAAAAGAACCCGUCUUAUUGAGGGCUGUAAUUACGGCACCUUCGUCCUCGUCUGUUUGUUCAGUUGUUUGCGUAAAUGGCGUGUGUAAAUCUUGUAUUUCUUCAGACGAAAAAAUGUAGUCAAAUGAAGGACCUUUUUGCUCAUCAAUUUCCUUCGGUUUCCAUGGUGCAACUUUAAGUAGAAAAGACCAAAUUCAAGAGAAAUGCAAAGACGUAGUGAAAGUGUAUAUGUGUGGCAGAAUUCAAAACUAUACUCAGCGUUUUACAACGAACAUAAUUUUCUUUAUCAUGAGGUAUGUUUUCCUCUUCAGGGUGAAAAAAUGCGCUUUUGUUUUCAACUGAAAACUUUUUCUGUCUGAGUCCACAAUUGUGUGUCACUUGUUACAAUAUGUAUAUCUUUUAGCCUCUCGUGAAAAGGCUGAAAAGUGCAAAUUGCAAAACUUGGAGUAUCCCGUACCCGAUGUCCAGAUGAGAAAAUCCAGACCGCUGAAGUGUGCGGAAUUAGCCAAUCAAAAAAUUAAACUUACUUUAUCUUCUACCACCCAGUUGUCUGUGCCAUGUCUCUCAAAAUGAGGAAAUUUCUCGUACCAUCCUUGCUACUAUACAUCUUACUAUACUUACACUCUCCAGGCCCUUUACUUAAACGAAACUAUAGCAUGAAUAAAAAGAAUAUGUUAAUUGAUGCAUGGAAAUGGAUACCGCGAUGUGCUGUAUCUAGGAGUGAUUUUUAAUUAAUUAAGACGGCUUUACCUGUGUUUAUUAGGAGCGUGUCAUCAUUGUUGAUAGCCCUGGAGUGGGAGAUAAUAAUGCCAUGAAUGAAGCUGUCCUUAACUACCUUCCGAAUGCCUUCUGCUUUAUUUAUGUCAUCAACAGCACCAAUGCUGGAGGAGUUCAGGAAGACAGAGUAAGUGGCUAUUUUAAAGAUCAUUUAAUGCAGCUCUUUAAUCUUCCUUGGUUACUGUAACCAAAUGAUUAGUAUCAGUUCCAGUUCGAAUGACAUAUACAAAGAAAAGAGUAAUAUACCACAGUUUUCCAAUGAAACAGUUUGUUGACUGAGAUUAGGGUCCAGUCAUUAAUUUUUUCUUGGGGGAGAGGGGUAUCGGAGAAUUUUGGAGGCAUCGGAGGGUUUUAAGGGGGAACGGAGGGGUAACCAGUCGUCGCUAAAAGAGUAUAAAGGCGAGACUACUGAAAAUUGCAACCAAUGAUGGUGGAACAUCAGAUCCAUAGACCACAAGAGGGGGAUCAGGUUAAUUUUAUUGUGACACUAAUAAAAUCCUCCUCCCCCUCCCCUUACAUGACCCGUCUCUAGGUGCUGUUUUUGCAAAUCGCUUUUCUCUUUGGUAGAGUACAUUUAUGCUGAUAAGAAUUAGAUUACGUAGGUAAUCGUAAAACAAAAAGGGAUGAAUGCUACCCCCUUUUUUUACAUUUUAUGAGAAGAUUUUAUCUAGGCAAAUGUCCACUUCAGUAGCCGUUCGUUUAUGUUGGAGAAAUAUUUGCAGUGAACAUGGGAUGGCGUCACUGGUCCCCCAGCAGCGUCAUUUGCAUAUGUAUCCCACAAUACAACAUCGGUUUUGUAGACGAAUUAACAGGCUAUCUUUUUAAAAUAUGAACUUUUUUCAAAAUAUCGCGAUGUAACGAGAAACGAAAACGCUGGAGGGGGGGGGAGGGGAUUCCAAAUACCUCCCUUUGUAUCACGGUGGGGUAUGAGCUUACAUGCACGUCAGAGGGUUCAUAAAAUCAGUUAAGGAGCAAGUCUUCUCCCUUCGAUUUAUGCUUAAACUUAAGUCAAUAGAUCACGCCCGUAAGUCCCUACAAUUUAAAUUAAAAAGGUAUUUAAGGCUACGAAGACUGACUUACAUUUCUCCUCCUUAAUCAAUCCUGAUUAUAUUCUAUAACUUGAAAGGCAUCUGCUUGUCUAUUUUUUUUUCUUGAAUAGCUGGGAAAGUUACUAUCCAAUGCUGCAAGCUGCAAGAGAGAAGCGAGGAUGGACUUAAAGCUGUUUGCUGGUUGUGCCUUGUUCGUUUGCAACAAAUGGGACGAGAUAAAACCCCAUGAAGUAGAGGAGGUGAAAUUGGAACAAAUCAAAAGGCUCACCAAAAAGUUGGGCGGACUCGACCCGCACUUACAAGUUGUUUACCUGUCGUGCAAAGAUGCUCAAUUGGCACAGGAAUACGGUGUUAUAAGAAGCGACUUUGAUGACCUGAUCAGAGGGAUAAGCAAUUUAUUAGUGUCUUCCAUGCAGAAUAACUUGGACAUCUACACGAGGUAAAUAAAGAAGGCUUAAUUGGAAUUGAGGACAUGCUCUUGAGGGGUAGGUUUUGAAACAAUAGAGGAUACCUCCCAAAAACAAAUCAAUUGCUAGUAUUUCCGUCCCAUAACCUUAGUCAAAAUAAGAUCAACUAUGCUGCACAUGAUCACAGCCUCCACAUAUAUUACGUCGAUUUGAAAAAUAAAUUUUUGCUCUAAGGUGGUUUUGCAGCUUUCGGAUCUGCCUAUUAGUUAGAUAUAGGGAAAGGACUUCUACAAUGCAUAACAAUUCUAAGCAGCACGUGGCAGCCUUUCACUAAACCUAGGAAGUUCAAAAGCCGCAAAACUCCAAAACAAAAACGCAUCUUUCAAAUCAGCACUCUUAGUCCGCUCGAUAUUUACUCAUGCUUUUCAUGAAACUAACUUAUUUUUGUGUUUUUCACUUUACCAAGUUCCCACCAGUAGCGUAGUCCAUCCUACUCGAUAUAAACCACACACAACCAACGAUUCCCCCUCAGUUUUCUCUGAGGGGCAAAGGUUGGAAGCUAUCUACGGUGGCCAAUUAAAUGGUUAGCUCAGUUAAUGAGAUCACAUGCAAUACCAUUCAAAUUUGGUUCGACUCAACCCAUGAAUAUAUGAGAGGAACCAAUUCAAUUUCCUUGUCAUGCACACUGCAAUAACAAGCGCGCCGUGUUAAAUUUUCCCAAAAGAGUUCUUGAAGGAAACUCACGCACUACGAUUGGAAAGAAAUCAUACAGGCCUCCUAUCGCUCACAGCAAAUUCGAAACGAUUGUUACUUUUCAUUGAAUAUUUAAUUUUUUUCUUUUGACAACUUGUCUUUUCGGAUUACAGAUGGCUCGAUGAUCUUCUAUCUCGUGUCUCUCGUCAAGUUACGCUAUCAAUUAGAUCAACAACUUUGUCACGGCUGGAAAAAGAUCGGAAAAUGAGGGAGAUCAAGAAACGAAUGGAAGAAUUAAAAAGAUCCCAAAAUGAAACCAUAAAAGAACUCGGUAAAUACCAAACGCAAUUAAUCUGGGAGAUUACGGGAAGGUUGGCUUUUUACUUUAAAGCGACGGGCACAUCAACCCGAUUUUGCGAGUGGUCUCCUGCCGAGGUCCCAGAUUCAGAAGCAACAUGGGCAGAAACGGAUGAUGAAAUCUUAAGGAGCAUCUCGAAACGGAUUCAUCAGUUCGUUCAAGAGUGGGAGGAUGAAGAGCACGAGUUCGCUAAAGCCCAAGACACAGUUAUUAAAAAUCUUUGUGAGAAGUAUAACAUCAUGGAGGAAGAGAUCCGCAGAGUAGAAGACGAAGUUCUCUUUGAAAACGGAACGGCGGAGGUAUUCCAGCAAGAAAAACGCACUGCUAGCCCCCUAAGCAUCCCUGAAGAGGGAUUUCAAAACGGUCCCAUUGCGAGUAAAACUCCUGUGUGGCUCCGGCAAGGAUUAGCAUCUGUUGUAAUUCGCUCUCCGUUGAGUAAACUUGUGUCAAAAUUGAAGGAGAGGCUGGAUUUCUCCAGAAAGCUUAGUAAGUACCAGACCGACCCAUGCACCCACAUGUCUGAGAGAUGUACAGCUUCUCUUGAAAUUCUCACGGACCAAGACCGUCUCCUUCCGUUUAUAACAGAACAACUUGAAGAUUCGGUGCAGGUUUUAAAUCAGAUAAAAGAGAAAAUUCCUAAAUUAAUAGAAGGUGACGAGCAACUGUACCAACAGCUUCUGUCGGACACGAGAAGUAAGGCUGACAUCCAGAAUUUCUAUGAGCCUAUAGGUGAGAAACUAGAGUCACUGAAGGGAGAAGUGAUCGUCUAUGCUUUGAAAGAAAUAAGGCGAUCCGACUUUUCUGACGGAGAUUUGAAAUGGACAGAAGAUGACAGGUCCAUCGUCGGUAGAGGUAGCUUGUCCAAAGUUUACUCUGGUGUACUUUCCCGUAAGGAAGAAAAGGAAAUAAGGGUCGCUUUGAGAGUUCACACAGAUGUUCUUUCAAAGGAAAACGUGGGGCAAUUUUGGAAUGAAGAUAUGACUAUGAGGUUUGUCAGAGUAAAGCACUUCCAUGAUGUAUGCGUUGAAUAAGCCUCUUAUAUUAAAUCCUCUUUUUUGCCUUAACUCAAACUUGUGUUACUGGGACCAACUAGUCUUAAACGAAAUCGAAAAGAUUGUUGUUUUUGAGGCCACAUCCUCCCAUCCCAUUUAAUCUUGAAGGCAACAGAACAGGUAAUGCUCAAAAUUCUCGCAGCAGCGUUAAUAUUCUUCCUUCAACACUCUGAAUACUACUGAGCCGUUCGUUUAAGCAGUUUGUUCUUUUUUGAAAUUACUCAUUAAGUUGUAGCAUAGAAAAAUUAAUCAAUUUCUCUGAUAUUCGCUACUGGUGACCACACCCCCUCACCAAAAGGAGCUGCAAUAAUAAAUAAAAUGAGUUAUUGUAUAUCUCUUCUUUCUGAUUCAGGGAGAUACGCGGACAUCCAAGUAUUGUGGAGUUUUAUGGGACACAUCUUCUCAGAGGACCAGAGGGUACCAAAGUUGUGAUGGUAUCGGAGCUCUGUAAGGAUUCCAUCGAGAAAUACAUUUUGUCUAAUCGUGACCAGGCCCCUUUCCGUACGAGGAAUAAAGUGUUACAUUGGGCUGUGCAAAUCGUUGACGCUUUGUGCUUUAUCCAUAGUAAAGAACUUUCCCAUCAGAAUUUGAAAUUGAAAAAUGUGCUGGUAAGCAAGUAUUUCUCAUUAGCAUCUUAUCUUAACUAACUCUUAUGUAAUGUGAAUGCGAAGUUCGCCCCUGCUAAGUUGCGGUUGAACUGCAUAAGAUAGGAAUAUCACCAAUAUAUUGGCGAGAUAGUAAAGAGGGUAUUGCUAUUAUUGCUAAUGUUGCAGCAGUAAAAAGUCGUAAACUCUUACUUUAAAGAAUCCUUGCGUGUCUCGCAUCGAGUAGGAAAGCCUCUUCUUGACUGGAAUCAGCGGAAUUCCCUCGUAAUCGAAUGCCAUGCAAAUGGAUUACGAACCCUUUUGAGCAUGAAGAAAGCAAAAUCUACUGUGGUCUACCUGACAGUUCUCCUUUGUCGAAAUUUAAAUCAGCAAUCAUCCAGCUUGCGCACGACAACUUUACAAGUACACCAGUGCUAAAAUCGCACAAACAAUUCCAAUUAUAGCCACAACCAAUAAUUUAAAGAUAGAAAAACCUUACUCAUUACAUCUAAUAUUUCAGCUUACCCAAGACGAAAACGUGAAGCUCAAAGGCAUCGGCAGCGGUUCAUUUAGAGUGAAUAAAGAUAUCAUGGAAGAUAACACCCGUUAUCUAGCACCUGAAGUGUUGGAAAGUAAGUGUCGAAACUACGACAGUAAGUCUGAUAUGUUUAGCUUCAGUAUUUUGCUUUGGGAAUUGUGGUUCUGUGAGAAAGCUUUUCAAAGCUCGAUCACCAGUCAUUCACAGCACUUACAAAGACUAAAGAGGGGACUCCGCCCAACACAUUUAGAGAGUAAAGACCGUCCAUGGCAAGUUUGGACAAAAGUCAUGGAAACAUGCUGGGAAGGUGAACCAAGUGCCCGAUUAACUGCUGAGGAAAGCAGGAACAGAUUACGUAGGUUGGAGUCUGCUUAGAGGAAAACACAACCAGUGCGAACGACACCACCACCGAAACCAUCUUGAAAGUAAAAACAAAGCUAGCACUAUAAUCAUCUUGAGACUCAUCCGUUGCUGUUUUAGUUGGGGCUUGCCGUCUAUAACGAUGAGAAGAAUAAACAGCACGUGUUUAUAUUAAUGUUUUCUAUAAAAACGAUGAUAUUGAUAAUAGUAAGAAGAAGACAACACGAGGGCCAAGAGCAGUCUUAAAACCUGCUUGAGCAGUCAAUUAUCGCUAAGCAUAUGUUCUGCAUUUUUGUCCUCUUUGGAGUCAAAUUUUCAGAGGCAGGAAUGAUAAAGCUUAACAAUAUGGUAGGUCGCAAAGCGCGAGUUCAUAUGGUAAGAAAUCUUUGUUGCGGUCGAAAGACCGAAGUUAGUCGUAUGAGGACUUAAAGUUACAGCAACAGGAGAAUUUCACGUUUGGUUUACUACGCCGUGUGGUGUCCCCAAAUGCCAAGGCGUGCUUGUCAUUUUUUCAUGCCCAAAGUUCCUUCGGGCAUAGGCAUGGUAGGUAGCAUAGUGCAGGUUCAUAUGGUGAGAAAUCUUUGUAGCGGUCGAAAGACCGAAGUAAGUUGCAUGAAGACCUAACAGUUACAGCAACAGGAGAAUUUCAAGUUCGUGCCCAAUUUUCUUUAGGAAAACAAAGGAAAAUUCAUUCCAUAAACUCGUUUAUCAUAGAAUUAGUCUACUGCAAAUCAGUUUGGUUUACUACGCCGUGUGGUGUCCCCAAAUGCCAAGGCGUGCUUGUCAUUUUUCCAUGCCCAAAGUUCGUUAGGUUUCGCUCAAUGGAAGUUUCAUUGUCCGGUUCCUUUACGCAACAAAAUUUGUGUUCCUCGUUAUCUAACACUCGAAAUUCGGAAGGAACAAGAUAAGCUGUUAGAUAGGCAAUAUACUACCUAGUAAAGCCGAUAAUGGACGGUUUCAGAGCUCUGCUGAACCAAAAUCUAGAAAAAUUAGAAUAUAAAAAGUGUGUCGUAGUUUUAGACCGUCUCUUGAGGUGAAAUAAAAUCGGUGAAAGUUAUUGCUAAUUAGUAUGCGAUGCUGCCGCCGUCACAUUGAAAUAUGGCCACCGAUUGCCGACAGCUUGAAUAAAAAUAUGGUUCUGAUCAGUUUCUUAUUCCUUAUCAAAACAAGAAACCGUAUAGGAAAAAAUGCCCGUGAUACUAACUGGUAGUCUUAGUUUAUGUAGCUUAAAUUUUAAAAGUUGAAUAGCAAAAUCAAAUCAAACGUCGGAUCUCUGCUUUUUUUUGAAAGACGUAAUAUUUUAAGUUACGCAGAGAAAAAGUAUUAAUGAAAGACGAGGAUAAUUUGUAACAACUCCUCAUCCUAGGGAUGUUGUAUACAUCAAAAUGUGUAGCUAAAUGCAGACAUAAUUUAAUUCAUUACUCAGUCACCUUACUAGUACUCCACAUACAUUCACUUAGCUCUUAGAAAGUAUGUCAUUAUUCCCAGUAUGGAAAACAAAUGAGUUAUAUUCUAUAAAUUUUAGAGCGAGGUUUAAGAGGUUAGGUUAAAUAGCUCAAUCAGCUCAGUGAGCGUAAUUGUGCCUCGACUUGAUAUGAAAAGAUAUUUUGAGUAAUAAAUAUACAGCGAGU